AUGGAUAUUUCAAAGGAGAAUCUGUCAAAGUUUAGAGCUGUUAAAUCAUUUAGGCUGCCGGAGAAUGAAGUUCUGCCUAUAACGUCUUUAAGCUUCGAUGACCAUGGACAAUACUUAUUGAGCGCUUCAGCAAGUGAUAACAUGCAUCUUUACGAUGCUGUUGGAUGUCGAUUUUUGAAUACAAUUGCCUCUAAGAAAUACGGUUGUCAUGCAGCAAGGUUUACACACUCACAAUCAGAAUGUAUCUACAGUUCUACCAUGAAGAGCUUUGAUAUUAGACAUUUGAAUUUAGAGACCAAUCAGUACUUGAGAUAUUUUACGGGACAUGGGGCACUCGUCAGCGAUCUUCAAAUGUCACCAUUAAAUGAUACUUUCCUUUCCGCAUCCUACGAUGAAUCUGUAAGACUUUGGGAUAUGAGAGCUUCAAAGGCACAGGCUAUUGUACCCAGUUUAGUACCAAGUUGUAUAGCAUAUGAUCCCAGUGGGUUGGUAUUUGCAUUGGGUAAUCCACAAAAUUAUGAAAUUGGAUUAUACAAUUUAAAACAGUUGAAGAAUGGGCCUUUCCUAGUUAUCAAAGUUAAUCCCAAAUUUGAUAAAUGGAACAAACUAGAAUUUUCUAACGACGGUAAAUAUCUGCUAUUGGGAUCAUCUGCAGGUAGACAAGUUAUACUUGAUGCUUUUGAUGGAACACAAUUGUUUGAGUUGUCAGGUACAAAAUCGUUUCCACUGAGAGAAUUUAUGGAUUCCGGGUCCGCAUGUUUUACGCCUGAUGGUAGAUAUACAAUGGGUACGGAUUAUGAAGGCAAAAUUGCCAUUUGGAAUCAUUCAGAAUCAGUUAGCGGUAAAACUUUAAAACCACAGGGUUAUAUACAGGCGGCACCUGAAUCAUGCCCGAGAACCAUAGCGUUUAAUCCGAAAUAUGCAAUGUUCGUCACUGCAGAUGAAAUGGUCGAUUUUUAUGUUGGCCAAGAUAAUUAA
Molecule: messenger RNA, 978 nt
Organism: Zygosaccharomyces rouxii
Lineage: Eukaryota; Fungi; Ascomycota; Saccharomycetes; Saccharomycetales; Saccharomycetaceae
Gene: SWD2
Product: WD-repeat containing protein SWD2
Exons: 1
Coding region: 1-978 (325 amino acids)
Cellular component (GO): Set1C/COMPASS complex
Molecular function (GO): protein binding; chromatin binding
Source: RefSeq, a predicted model, not a curated record